UUGAGAGCUGUCGCAUACAGAUGAGUUGGCAGCCAGUCUGAGCUGACCCUCAGACUCGUAAAAACCUACAGGGCCUCAGCACCCUCACCCGGGAUAUCCUAACUCUUGGACGAGAGGUGCAAGACGGCUCCAAGCAGCCAUCAAGGACGCGGCUACUUUCUUGGGGACCAAGAAAUUGAGUUUUUGUCUCUGCACUUAACUCUGGCAAUCCAUGAGGCUUGGUCCGUUGCGUUGGGGAAGUGGCUGUGUACAAACGCCGGGCAGCCGUGGAGCUGGAACCCGGGGCUGACCCAGGGCUACGCGUUUCACGGCCGGAGACUCUGGGGCGCCUGCACGCACUCUCCAGAUCAGAGCGUUGACAGAAAGAAUGUUCAAACACCUUCGGAAAUGGUUCAUUGCUCACUUUUUUGGGCAUUCUCGGCAAAGAGCAAGGCUGGUCUCCAAAGACGGAAGGUGCAACAUAGAGUUUGGCAAUGUGGAGGCACAAUCAAGGUUUAUAUUCUUUGUGGACAUCUGGACAACUGUGCUUGACCUCAAAUGGAGAUACAAAAUGACCAUCUUCAUUACAACCUUCUUGGGGAGCUGGUUCCUCUUUGGUCUCCUGUGGUACGCUGUGGCGUACAUUCACAAAGAUCUCCCCGAGUUCCAUCCUUCUGUCAACCACACCCCUUGUGUGGAGAACAUCAAUGGCCUGACCUCAGCUUUUCUGUUUUCUCUGGAAACCCAGGUGACCAUUGGGUACGGAUUCAGGUGUGUGACAGAACAAUGUGGCACUGCCAUUUUCCUCCUGAUCUCCCAGUCUAUAAUUGGGGUCAUCAUCAAUUCUUUCAUGUGCGGCGCCAUUUUAGCCAAGAUCUCCAGACCCAAAAAACGUGCCAAGACCAUCACAUUCAGCAAGAACGCAGUGAUCAGCAAGCGGGGCGGGAAGCUUUGUCUCCUAAUCCGAGUGGCUAAUCUUAGGAAGAGCCUCCUUAUUGGGAGUCACAUAUAUGGAAAACUCCUGAAGACCACAGUCACUCCUGAAGGAGAGACCAUUAUUCUGGACCAGACAAAUAUCAACUUUGUAGUUGAUGCAGGGAAUGAAAACUUAUUCUUCAUCUCCCCAUUGACAAUUUACCAUGUCAUUGAUCAAAACAGCCCCUUCUUCCACAUGGCAGCAGAGACCCUUCUCCAGCAAGACUUUGAAUUAGUGGUGUUUCUAGAUGGUACAGUGGAAUCAACUAGUGCUACCUGCCAAGUCCGGACGUCCUAUGUCCCGGAAGAGGUGCUCUGGGGCUACCGUUUUGCUCCCAUAGUAUCCAAGACUAAGGAAGGGAAAUACCGAGUGGAUUUCCAUAACUUUAGCAAGACUGUGGAGGUGGAGACCCCUCAUUGUGCCUUAUGCCUUUAUAAUGAGAAAGAUGCCAGAGCCAGGCUAAAGAGAGGCUAUGACAAUCCCAACUUCAUCUUGUCAGAAGUCAAUGAAACAGAUGACACCAAAAUGUGACAGUGGCUUUUCAACAGGAGUAAAGCAAAGUCGUGAAGAUACCUAGUGACUAGAACUAUUAGGAAGCAAUCGACAGUUUGAGGGUAUGAAAUUAGGACAAGAGCCUUCAAUGUCUAUCAGGACCAUGCCCCUGAACCCAACAGCCACCAUCUUACAAGACACAUAGCUCUACAAGGCAACUGCAUCGGAACAUGCAAUAUUCUCAUAGGAAAUGGCAGUAUGGAAGCCAUAGGAGUUGACUUGGAAUCUUGAAUAUGAUUAUUUCAAAUCAUGCAGUGUUGAUAGAAACAGACAAAAUCAUCAAAAUUUCACAACAGGCCAAAUGAGAUCCUACAAGUCUCCUUGAAGAUGUUAUGAGCUUCAGAUAGGGUCAGGGAAAAACCAUGUUCCCAUUUUGAUUAUAUUGAUGAUAAAUAAGGCACUUUUGUUGUAACACUGGCUUUUAUCAAGGGAAAAAUGGACUCCCUUGGAGGUCAUUUGGUUGGAGGAGAUGAACUAAUUAGAGACGAUAAGAAAAGACUGGUACUCCAAGAACAUCUUGUAAGGCCCGGAGCUUCUCCAGUUCUGGUUGUUGGAGCUUUAUCUUAGUCUAGGUCAUGCUGUAUCUCCUGAAUAGCAAGGGAAGGCUCAGGCCAUGGACUCUGCAUCUCUACAUAUGUGAUGUGGAGAGGAACAGUGAGCUCAACCUGCUUUUAUGGCACAUCCAGACCCUACAGCUCAGAGUUGGGUUUUGGCCCAAUUAAUGUCACGUGGUUACAUUUAGACAGGGGCUAAAUCACCACUCUAACAUCUCAAUGAACACUUCCUGAGGAAAGAAUGCUUGAUUUGGAAAUGGUGGUGAUAUUUCUUCCAAUUUGUGUUAGGCGGGAUAAGGAGCUACAAAUUAGUUAAAAGAAUAUGUCCCGAUCUUCCAGGAAGGCAGCCAAGAGUUAAAGGUGUAAUGUCAGUUUAGCAGGGCCAGUACUGCCAGUGCUUCUGAAAAAGAAAGUAUCUUGUGUUUUUCUGCCUUGAGUUUAUAACCGAAAUGCUGUUUCUAAAGGAGCAGUGUGGGAAGGAAAGGGAUGGUCUGUGGCCCCACAGAGAGGAAAACGCAAGGUAUGCCUUUCUCUGAGGCCCAACACCACAUCUUCCUCAAAAGGGAAGGACUGAUCUUUAGAGAAGGGUUUUACCAUGAAUGUCUCUUUUCAGUUCUUCACCUACAUUAUUUUGAAUCUAUUCUGGAAGGAAUGGGACUCAAAGCUGCUUAGGAAUCAAAAUGUUGUCAGUGUGUUGAUUAAUAUAUUAAAUCUCUGAAGCUGUGCAUGAGCUUUCCAAAAGUGUCAGUUAUUGCACAUUAAUUGUAAGAGACCAUCAGGUGACAACUCCCUUGCUGAGGAUAGACUUUCUCCGGGGUGAAGUAGAAGGGGUAGGAAGAUAGCAAAUGUGACCAUAUGGUGUCUCAACACCAGCUUACCCUGGGGGAACUGACCUUGUCGUUACAGACAUGCCUUAGCCCUUGUCACUCCAUCAAAUCACUCCAGGGUGUCUUGGCACAUAAGAUGGCAGCUGCAGUAGUUUUCACUAAGGAAGGUUCUGUGUUCCCAGGCGUGGGGACGAGUUUGUUCAGAUUCAUCCACAUGGUCGGGUCCUUCUGACCUCACCUAGUAAGGAGUCUGAUGGGCUAAGAGUUGUGCACUUUGUCAGUGGCCAUAACAUUGGACAUGACUGGCCUACACGGGAGAUGACUCUGUGCCUCUAAGUGUCCCUGCACCGCAAAUUGAUCUAUUGACAAAGCUAGAGGAAAUGAGGUAUGACAAGCUCGAGGAAGCCAGAAUUCUCUACUGACCCACUGUCAUGAGGUUUUAUGACUCUGUAGUCCCUUCAUAAACUGGGGAGUCAGGACACAUUCCUUCUGGUCUGUUCUGCUCGUUAACAGCAUGCUCUGGGAUUGCUGGAAGUGAAAGGAUCUUAUGAAAUCUACUCCUUUUGAUUGUUAAGAUUGCUGAUCAACCAGAAUCUUUGUUAUUGGCAUCUCUUUCUGGGUUACUCGGUGGAAAUCUGCACCUUCAAAUAUUCCUUUGUUGGGAUUAAGGCACUCUGCUACCUGGAGUCUCUUUCUUAAUGUAAUUCCCAUUGAACCUUUAGCAACCAUUAAUAUACUUACAUCCAAUAAAGCCCUGAGGAAA
Molecule: messenger RNA, 3651 nt
Organism: Canis lupus familiaris (dog)
Lineage: Eukaryota; Metazoa; Chordata; Mammalia; Carnivora; Canidae
Gene: KCNJ1
Product: potassium inwardly rectifying channel subfamily J member 1
Exons: 3
Coding region: 368-1486 (372 amino acids)
Biological process (GO): regulation of monoatomic ion transmembrane transport; potassium ion import across plasma membrane
Cellular component (GO): plasma membrane
Molecular function (GO): ATP-activated inward rectifier potassium channel activity
Source: RefSeq, a predicted model, not a curated record